UCUUAUAUGAACCGGCUACGGCACUCGUCAAGAAGUGGCUGGUUCUCUGAUGGAGGUGGUUGCUGAUAAACAGAGCUCAGCGCGUUCCGUGGUGUUUUUUUUUUUACGAUUCCGCGACGCCGGCUCAUUUGCGUCGAUAUUGCGGUACGGUUAGCAUCUCCAAAGACGACGACGACGACGACGGCGGCAACGGUAACGACGCGAUGUUGUGCCAAACUGUGGAAAAUCUGCUGGCUUAAGUCGGUGGUGGAACUCUUGGCGUGCGCGCGUGCGCUCUGGAUCGUGUAAUCGAAAUCGAAAGUUCGCACCGAUUGGAUAAGACCAUGCGGCUAGUGCGGGCCGCUCUGGUGGCGUUAGUUUUCCUCGGGAGUGAAGUUCUGGCCGCUCCGGCUGCGGCGGGCGUCGGGUGCUGUACCGAUUGGGGCUGGGAACGGGACGGCAUCGAUCCGCUGAAGUCGGAGGACUCCUUCAGCGAUGACCUCAGUCGAACGAAGCGAAAGUUCAAACCGGAAGACAUGCUGGCAGCGAACGUGGUCCUGACAAAGGCGUUACAACCGAAAAAGCAACAACGCCCCAAAACGGCACCGGCGAAGUCGCAGAAGCAAGCCCGCCAGGCACCGCCGGACGACGCGGAGAACGACAUUGACUCGUUCGACGAGAACCCCAGCUUCGGACAGGGUGAGAAAGUGUCGCUGAAAAUCCCCGACAAGCUGUUCGGUAACGCGACCAACGUGGUGCUGGCGGUGGCGAAGAUCUUCGGCGACUUUAUUACCAAUACUGCCAUCCGGUCAGCGCGAUUCCUACAGUUGUUCCAACCAUUGUUCGGACGCAAUCUAAAGAUACAGAUUCCGACGACCACAACCGAGUCGAAUGAAGUUUGAGAUUUUUACUAUCCUAAGUAUUCGUUACAUAAUUGUUUUGUUAUCUAUACAAGAGAUCUAUUUUAUCUACACUUAGCUUAAGAGGACUGUGUCAUCAUUCGGCUGAAAACGUGUGAUCUUUUUAUUCGAUAUAUUCUGGACGAUAUUUAAUAAAAUGAUCUAGCUAUUAGGCGUGGUUUUUCGUUAGGUUUUAUCCAA
Messenger RNA from Armigeres subalbatus, 1079 nucleotides. RefSeq lists its product as uncharacterized. Bases 324 to 881 code for a protein of 185 amino acids. The transcript has 3 exons. The record is from RefSeq and is a predicted model, not a curated record. NCBI's taxonomy places the organism in Eukaryota, Metazoa, Arthropoda, Insecta, Diptera, Culicidae.